AUGCCAGAGUGCGAUCAGAGAUAUCCGCAAUGUUCCAAUUGCGAAAGCGUCAACGCUCCCUGCCUCACCUAUCAUUCUGGGAAACAGGCCGAAAUUCCUCGGGACUACGUCUCCAACUUGGAAGAGCAGAUUACGGUGCUCACUCGGGAGGUUCAGGACUUGCGGGAACACGCACGGGGCAACUCAGCAGCAACAGACAAAAACGUUGCAAACACUGUAAUAGCCUCCCAGUCGGCCCGGGAGACAGGCAUCUUUCCUACCUUUGAUGAAGGCUCGCCUGUUUUCCAAGACUUGGUCACAAAAGUCAAAAGCGUCGUCGUUGAACCUUUCCAGCAGACACGGUUUUUGGGACAAAGCAGCGGCAUCUCCUUCGCCAAAAUGGUUCUGGCAGCCAUUCAUGUUGAUAGCCUGUCCUCACCACUUGCUCCGGGGCAACAUCCUUCUUAUAAAUUCUGCCUGAUCGAACCAUCCUCUCCGGACAAAGCCUCACUGCCACCACGCCAUGUUGCAGAUCACCUAGUCGACGUUUACUUCCAGUAUCGUACACCUCAUCUGCCAAUUCUAGAUCGUUUGCAAGUAAGCAAAGCCAUCGACAGCGCAUAUCGUUCCCUCGGAUCAAGCCAAGGAUCAAUUGAGGUACCUGAGAGGGACAUGUUCAUAGCGUAUAUGGUAUUCGCCAUCGCUCUGGUUGACGUCCCUCAUACGUCCGGGGGCCGACCAAGCCAAAGCGACGGAUGUUUCCGUUCGGCACUCAGCUGGGUCGAAAAAAUCCUCACAUACUCCAAGAGCGACGUCGAAACUCUCCGGAUUGUGCUUUUGCUGGCCCAAUUCGUUGCUCUGUCGCCUUCUCGGGGAAGUCUUUGGCAUCUAACAGGCUUCGCUUUGCGUCUUUGCAUCGACGUAGGCCUACACUGGGAAACUGAAUCACAGUGUCUCAAUACGGAUCCAGACGUAUUGGACGAUCGGAGGCGCCUAUGGCAGUCCACAUAUCAUUUCGACCGCCUCCUAUGCAUCACUCUCGGCCGCCCAUUCGGUAUCCUCGACGAAAGCACGCGUGUCCAGCUUCCGAAUCCAUGGACGGGAUGUCGUCCUGGACGACAACAACAACCUAGCGAAUUCGACAUCCACGCUCAGCGAGCUCACAACCACUUGUUCACGCUGGCCCGACUGGAAUCAGAAAUCAAGCACGUACAACAUGGCCAAGUUUGGGCUCUAAAACCGGCCUAUCCUCGGCCCAGCUGGAAUGCCUGGCUACGGGACAUUCAGCCCCGUUUGCAGGAAUGGAAUGCGACCGUUCCCGAACCUAGCAAAGCACAUCCGUCUUCGAUAUUCGCCUCCCAAGCCUACUGGGAGGUGAUUUACCAAAACGCCAUUCUGCUACUCUAUCGUCCGCACGCGGGUGUCAACACGUACCGGUCAGUAGAAGAGCUGUUCAUCACCUUUGAAGCUUCUUCCAAAGUCAUCGCCGGGCUCAAGGUCUUGCAACGUGAGGGAAGAGUUGAAAUGUUGUGGAAAUCAGUGCAUCACCUCUUCUUGGCUGGGCUAGGAGUCGUAUACGGCCUCUGGCAUUCGAAGGAAAUUCGCAAGCAAAAUCCUGUCGGUAAGAGUAUUUCCACACUCCAAUCCUGCGCAUCGACUCUCUCGGCCAUGUCAGAGACCUUCCAAGGAGCGGUGGGGUGUCGGAAUGCCUUUGAUACGCUAUCUUCCGUGACAAUCGAUUGGCUAGUCACCAGAGAUAUUGAAGAAGUACACCAAAACCGGGUGGAAUUCGAGAAUCACGUAAGAGAGUUGACGAAGCAAUUGCAGCUCUCCCGCGAUGGUGGCACAGCGAUGACCAAUGUCCAUCAUGGGGCGGCCGACAACAUGUUAGCUGUCCUGUCCACUGAUAACUUUGACCUCGGUGAAUUGCUCAAUACGGCGGCGCAGUGGCCCGAUCUCGGCGAGUUCAACUUCAUCAUGGGAGAGCAAGGUGCCAUGAUGGACACGGUCACUUGA
This is a messenger RNA of Fonsecaea multimorphosa CBS 102226, 1995 nucleotides long. RefSeq lists its product as uncharacterized. Gene Ontology annotation, biological process: positive regulation of transcription by RNA polymerase II; DNA-templated transcription. NCBI's taxonomy places the organism in Eukaryota, Fungi, Ascomycota, Eurotiomycetes, Chaetothyriales, Herpotrichiellaceae. The transcript has 3 exons. The record is from RefSeq and is a predicted model, not a curated record. The coding region runs from base 1 to 1995 and encodes 664 amino acids. Gene Ontology annotation, molecular function: DNA-binding transcription factor activity, RNA polymerase II-specific; sequence-specific DNA binding; zinc ion binding.